Messenger RNA from Macaca mulatta (Rhesus monkey), 3092 nucleotides. RefSeq names its product serine protease 12 (gene PRSS12). Gene Ontology annotation, biological process: proteolysis. The record is from RefSeq and is marked validated. Lineage: Eukaryota; Metazoa; Chordata; Mammalia; Primates; Cercopithecidae. Gene Ontology annotation, cellular component: membrane. Gene Ontology annotation, molecular function: serine-type endopeptidase activity.
AUGACGCUCGCCCGCUUCGUGCUGGCCCUGGUGUUAGGGGCGCUCCCCGAAGUGGUUGGCUUUGAUUCUGUCCUCAAUGAUUCCCUCCACCACCGCCACCGCCAUUCGCCCCCUCCUGGACCGCAGUACCCCUAUUACCUUCCCACCCACCAGCGGCCCCCGAGGACACGUCCGCCGCCGCCUCUCCCUCGCUUCCCGCGCCCCCCGAGGGCGCUCCCUGCCCAGCGCCCGCACGCCCUCCAGGCGGGGCACACACCCCGGCCGCACCCCUGGGGCUGCCCCGCCGGCGAGCUAUGGGUCAGCGUGACUGACUUCGGCGCCCCGUGUCUGCGGUGGGCGGAGGUGCCACCCUUCCUGGAGCGGUCGCCCCCGGCGAACUGGGCUCAGCUGCGAGGACAGCGCCACAACUUUUGUCGGAGCCCGGACGGCACGGGCAGACCCUGGUGUUUCUACGGAGACGCCCGCGGCAAGGUGGACUGGGGCUACUGCGACUGCAGACACGGAUCAGUACGACUUCGUGGCGGCAAAAAUGAGUUUGAAGGCACAGUGGAAGUAUAUGCAAGUGGAGCUUGGGGCACUGUCUGUAGCAGCCACUGGGAUGAUUCUGAUGCAUCAGUCAUUUGUCACCAGCUGCAGCUGGGAGGAAAAGGAAUAGCAAAACAAACCCCGUUUUCUGGACUGGGCCUUAUUCCCAUUUAUUGGAGCAAUGUCCGUUGCCGAGGAGAUGAAGAAAAUAUACUGCUUUGUGAAAAAGACAUCUGGCAGGGUGGGGUGUGUCCUCAGAAGAUGGCAGCUGCUGUCACGUGUAGCUUUUCCCGUGGCCCAGCGUUCCCCAUCAUUCGCCUUGUUGGAGGCAGCAGUGUGCAUGAAGGCCGGGUGGAGCUCUACCAUGCUGGCCAGUGGGGAACCAUCUGUGAUGACCAAUGGGAUGAUGCUGAUGCAGAGGUGAUCUGCAGGCAGCUAGGCCUCAGUGGCAUUGCCAAAGCAUGGCAUCAGGCAUAUUUUGGGGAAGGGUCUGGCCCAGUUAUGUUGGAUGAAGUACGCUGCACUGGGAAUGAGCUUUCAAUUGAGCAAUGUCCGAAGAGCUCCUGGGGAGAGCAUAACUGUGGCCAUAAAGAAGAUGCUGGAGUGUCCUGUACCCCUCUAACAGAUGGGGUCAUCAGACUUGCAGGUGGGAAAGGCAGCCAUGAGGGUCGCUUGGAGGUGUAUUACAGAGGCCAGUGGGGUACUGUCUGUGAUGAUGGCUGGACUGAGCUGAAUACUUACGUGGUUUGUCGACAGUUGGGAUUUAAAUAUGGUAAACAAGCAUCUGCCAACCAUUUUGAAGAAAGCACAGGGCCCAUAUGGUUGGAUGAUGUCAGCUGCUCAGGGAAGGAAACCAGAUUUCUUCAGUGUUCCAGGCGACAGUGGGGACAGCAUGACUGCAGCCACCACGAAGAUGUUAGCAUUGCCUGCUACCCUGGCAGCGAGGGACACAGGCUCUCUCUGGGUUUUCCUGUCAGACUGAUGGAUGGAGAAAAUAAGAAAGAAGGACGAGUGGAAGUUUUUAUCAAUGGCCAGUGGGGAACAAUCUGUGAUGAUGGAUGGACUGAUAAGGAUGCAGCUGUGAUCUGUCGUCAACUUGGCUAUAAGGGUCCUGCCAGAGCAAGAACCAUGGCUUAUUUUGGAGAAGGAAAAGGACCCAUCCAUGUGGAUAAUGUGAAGUGCACAGGAAAUGAGAGGUCCUUGGCUGACUGUAUCAAGCAAGAUAUUGGAAGACACAACUGCCGCCACAGUGAAGAUGCAGGAGUUAUUUGUGAUUAUUUUGGCAAGAAGGCCUCAGGUAACAGUAAUAAAGAGUCCCUCUCAUCUGUUUGUGGCUUGAGAUUACUGCACCGUCGGCAGAAGCGGAUCAUUGGCGGGAAAAAUUCUUUAAGGGGUGGUUGGCCUUGGCAGGUUUCCCUCCGGCUGAAGUCAUCCCAUGGAGAUGGCAGGCUCCUCUGCGGGGCUACGCUCCUGAGUAGCUGCUGGGUCCUUACAGCAGCACAUUGUUUCAAGAGGUAUGGCAACAGCACUAGGAACUAUGCUGUUAGGGUUGGCGAUUACCAUACUCUGGUACCAGAGGAGUUUGAGGAAGAAAUUGGAGUUCAACAGAUUGUGAUUCAUCGAGAGUAUCGACCCGACAGCAGUGAUUAUGACAUAGCCCUGGUUAGAUUACAAGGACCAGAAGAGCAGUGUGCCAGAUUCAGCAGCCACGUUUUGCCAGCCUGUUUACCAUUCUGGAGAGAGAGGCCACAGAAAACAGCAUCCAACUGUUACAUAACAGGAUGGGGUGACACAGGACGAGCCUAUUCAAGAACACUACAACAAGCAGCCAUUCCCUUACUUCCUAAGAGGUUUUGUGAAGAACGUUAUAAGGGUCGGUUUACAGGGAGAAUGCUCUGUGCUGGAAACCUCCAUGAACACAAACGCGUGGACAGCUGCCAGGGAGACAGCGGAGGACCACUCAUGUGUGAACGGCCCGGAGAGAGCUGGGCGGUGUAUGGGGUGACCUCCUGGGGGUAUGGCUGUGGAGUCAAGGAUUCUCCUGGUGUUUAUACCAAAGUCUCAGCCUUUGUACCUUGGAUAAAAAGUGUCACCAAACUGUAAUUCUUCAUGGAAACUUCAAAGCAGCAUUUAAACAGAUGGAAAACUUUGAAUCCCCACUAUUAGCACUCAGUAGAGAUGACAACAAAUGGGGAGAUCCACAUUUUUGCUUUGGGUUGUGGUAAAAAAUUGUGCACCCCCUGUUGCUUUUGAGAAUUUGUGAACAUUUUCAGAGACCUCAGUGUAGUGGAAGUGACAAUCCUUAAAUGAACUUUGUUGUCUAUCCUAAUUUCACUGGAGUGACUUAUUCUAAGCUUAAUCUAUCCCUAUUUCUCAGAAUCAUUCUAUGCUGAUUUCACAAAAGAUCAUUUUUACAACUGAAUUGAGAACCCCUUAUAAUCAGUGGUGUCUGAAUUCAUAUUAAAUACCCACAUUUGACAUAAAUGUGGUACCCUUUACUACACUCAUAAGAGUGGCAUAUUUAUGCGUAGAGCUUUUCAAAAUACUUGACAAGAAAUCAUCAUCUC